Molecule: messenger RNA, 2229 nt
Organism: Drosophila suzukii
Lineage: Eukaryota; Metazoa; Arthropoda; Insecta; Diptera; Drosophilidae
Gene: Rh50
Product: Rhesus blood group-associated glycoprotein Rh50
Biological process (GO): ammonium homeostasis; ammonium transmembrane transport
Cellular component (GO): plasma membrane
Molecular function (GO): ammonium channel activity
Source: RefSeq, a predicted model, not a curated record
CCGGGCAUCAGUACGCGCCCAGUGCUCAGCCGCAGCGGAUCGUGAAUGUGAACGGAUGUGUAUAUAUCUAUCCACAUAUAUUUGAAGAUAGUGUGCAUCCCGAGUUCUGGGAGAUAGGGCAGAAAAGCACACAAAUAUUUGCACAUCCCAAGAGGGGGGCGGAAAGGACUUCCUGGACUUCGCAUACACGUGCUGCAUCGUCUGCGGCCGGGAUCUGAAAAGCAAAAACCCCGACUCCGUCUCCGUCUCCGUUUUUUACUCGAACUCCAAUCAGGAGCCGUUCCGUCUAGUUUUCGUAGUGUUUUUUGCCCGGGUUCGAACAGCAUCCCUCCUGCACCACCAUGCACUCGCCGGCUGCCAAAGUGUCGGGCUACGUCGUCCUGAUGAUUGUGCAAAUAAUCUUCCUGGUUCUAUUCUGGCUGUUCGUGCGUUACGAAAAGACGGCGCUGCCCCGGGCAAUCGCUGCCGAAGACGCUGGAUCAGCAAACGAACACGUUUCCAAAUAUCCGCAGUUCCAGGACAUCCAGGUGAUGAUCUUCAUUGGCUUUGGCUUCCUGAUGACCUUCCUGCGCAAAUACGGCUACAGUGCCACUGGAUUCACCCUGUUCAUGGCCGCCUUGGUGGUCCAAUGGGCCGUCCUGAUGAAGGGAUUCCUCCACAUGGAGGACGGCAAGAUCAGCCUCUCCCUGGAGAACAUCAUUGAUGCGGACAUUGCCGCCGCCGUGCCCCUGAUUAGCAUGGGCGCCCUCCUGGGCAGGACCACGCCCAUCCAGCUCCUGUGCAUGUCCAUCUUCGAGGUGGCCCUCUUCGCGGCCAACGAGUACCUGGCCCUGCAUGUUUUCAGUAUCUGCGACUGUGGAGGUUCCAUCACCGUCCAUGCCUUUGGUGCCUACUUUGGACUGGCGGUGGCUUUAAUGUUGAGGCCCGCCAGCGACCAAAAUGAGGCGGGAAAGCUGGAGGGCGCCAGCUACACCUCGGACAUCUUCGCCAUGAUCGGCACCACCUUCCUGUGGGUGUACUGGCCCAGCUUUAACUCCGUUCUGGCCGAGGGAGCCGGCGGCGAGCGGGCCAUUUUGAACACGUUCCUGUCAUUAGCCGCGGCAACAGUGACCACCUUCGUCGUAUCCGCGCUUGUCAGCCACGAGAAUAAAUUGGACAUGGUGCACGUGCAGAACUCGACCCUCGCCGGCGGAGUGGCCGUGGGCACGGUGUGCAACCUGCUGCUCGGCGCCCACGGAGCCGUCUUAAUUGGCAUUAUCGCCGGCACGGUCUCGGUGCUCGGCUAUCGCUAUUUAACCCCCUGGAUGACCGCCAAUCUGAGGCUGCACGACACCUGUGGCGUGCACAACCUGCACGGCAUGCCGGCCCUGAUUUCGGCCAUUGCCUCGGCCAUUUACGCCUCGAUGGCCUCCGUGGGCGAGUACCAGUCCGAGCUGCAGGACAUUUUCCCAGCCAUGGUGGGCACCAACGGAACCGAGACCAAAAUCAUGGGCGGUCUUGGCCGGAAUGCAACUUCACAGGCGGGCUACCAACUGUUCGGCAUUGCUGUCACACUGCUUAUUGCCAUUGGCGGUGGUAUUUUGACAGGGGCCGUGCUGAAGUACACCAACUUCCGGAACCUGAAGAAGGACGAGCAGCACCAGGACGAGCACUACUGGGAGGUGCCCGCUGGCGAGAACAAGGAGGAAUAUUUAAAUAUGCUAGCCAAACUUUUGGAUGACGACGCCGCCGCCGCCGCCAACUCGAAUUCCCAGUCUGCCGCCAACUUUAAUUGGCGCCCAUUUCUGUUGCGCAACUGGAAUGCAAUUGUCCCCGCCAACAAUUUGUAUGUGCGCGGAGCUCUGCACUAGGACCCGGCUAAUUAAGUGGCCCAGGACAAAGUGCCAGCUAAUUAGGCGACUUUUGGCCAGGACACCAAGAAGCCAAGUCUUCGAGCCACCUUCGCGAUCAGCUUUCUUGGCUUUUCCGGCUUUCCACGGACAGCUCAGCCGGCGAUUAGCCCACCUGGCGCCGAAGGCCAGUAAUCGCUGGACAAAGGCGAACCUGGAAUAAUGUCUUUCAAACGACUCCCGGUCUACGGAGAGCCACCAAGGGGACCACUGGGCGAUAAGCUGGCGGCCAACUACUUAAGUUGGCUUUGUCACCAGCCACAGACGCAUAAACAAAGCCCAAAAGGCAAACAAUUACCGGCAAAGAGUUCAAAAAGUUCCAAUAAAAAUUGUCAGCCAA